GAGCGAGCUUCCACGACCGAGUCGUUCAGUAGUAGCGGACUCGCCUAGCGGUCAAGGCUCCGGCGAAGCAACCGCGCCACGGAAAAAAAAAUAAAAAUAAAAAGCGCGCGCUCGCGUCUGUCAAACGUCACCAAUGCAAUUAGACGAAAGUUUUUUUAUCUAUAUUUUUUAACUAGCAACAUUUCUUAAUCGCCGGGUUUUUAGUACGAAUAACUGUUUAUUUCUUAGUGCCGGUGGAUAAUGAGUUCGUGAUUGUGGUACGUCUCGGAGUCCGUUAAGCAGCUGACAACGAAACCACGCAUGCAAUGCAAAGGUGAACAAACCAACGAACCACCAUGGGCCCGCCAAUCAACACCUGGCCCUACAGCCACCCAGGCCACGAGGAACCCCACAGGAAGUGUUUAGUGGUGACUCUGGUGGACAAGCUAGGUAGCCUAGGCUUCAACUGCAGUGUCGUGUUAGUGCUAGUACAAAUAUUUUUAAGUCUCAACUACGUGACCGCCGGCCCGGUGAUUUUAAACUUGAAUUAUUUACAAGGCCCAGUACCUCUAGCAAGAAAUAUACGACACCUACCCUGCGUGUCAAGACGGACGGGUGAAGAAGGUCUCUGCAUGUUCGCCAUCGAUUGCCUCAAAGCCAACGGCUCCCACCUCGGCACAUGCAUCGACAGAUUCUACUUCGGAUCCUGCUGUCAAAUCCCCGACAAAAACAUUCUGCCGAGCAUCAUUAAUAACAUAGACGACAACACGAUAGACAGCUCUAGUUUCGUCCACCCUCAUAACGAGGAUAAACUACAUAGCACUGUCAACAAAAUACCCGAUUUAUUUACGAAAGUCAAGCCAGUUAGUACUACUAAGAGUCCACUUGAUGUACAGAAUGUAACGGAAGCACAAACCACGGCUAGUGUGGCACAAGAAAGAACGGAACCGAAUGAAGUCGACAAAAUCGAUAGUAACACAACUCUAGACAAUACGAUACAUGAUGACGAUAAACCAACAACACACCCUGUUACGUCAUCUAGCGUUAGAGAGACGACAGAAGUUAGUAAAACAACUGAAAAGACAGAACCCACUGAAGUUCCUAUUAAACUAUCAACAUUCCAAACCGUAUCAGGAGACGCGAGCAAUUUGAUAAAAGAUCAAGAAACGACGGUAAAACCGGUAAAGAUUGAGACAACAGAGUACGUUACAACACAAUCGACGACAGAAAAACCAAAACCGACGAGGAAACCAAUAAAACCCACUUACAAACCCAGACCUACGUAUAGGCCUACUAACUUUACACGACCACAUUAUACAGGGACAGGUAGGCCUCGUCCAACAAAACCUAUCAAUUCGUAUAACACCACAAGAAAACCUCCUUUCAGAAUACCAUCCAAAAGGCCACCAACCAAAAAACCCUUACCAAUCCCACCACGAUUAAAUAUAACUAUAAUUCCUCAAUCAACUAGUUCAAAACCCGCAUUUACAAGACCUUCUAUACCUAUAAUAACAUAUAUAAACACAACGGCCGCUAAAGUCGAAGAAAAAACAACAACCCCAACAACAACAACAGUAUCUACAACAACCACAACAACGACAAUCGCUCCAAUAACAACAGAGAGAGACGAAGAAAUGGAAACUAUAACAGAAACUGUUGCUGAAGAAAAAACUGAAUCUAUUCAAAAGGUCACUGAAGCGGCGACAACAGAAUCUGUGAAAAUUACAGAACCUAUUACACAAGCAACAGAAUCACCACAAAAAUCAACAGAAGUGCCAACGAAAUUAACAGAAACAACACCAAAAAUAACAGAAACAACACAAAAACCAACAGAAAAAUUAACAAUAGAAGCGGUCAUACCAACAACAGAAUCAGUUAGAGACACAACGUUAUUAGAGACAACAAUUAUUAUAGAAACUGCGAAACCGACGGAAGCGGAGAUAACAACAACAUCAACAGAAUUCCCGCCUUUCGUGACGUGGUCGAACACUGUUGAUACGGCUACAAAAACUCCAGAAACAACAAGUACAACAACAACAACAACAACAACAACAACAACAACGACGACGACGACGACAUCACCUAAAACAACAACAGACGAUGAACUCUGGUCACCCAUUACACCGCCAGAAGGUUGGGUGCUAUUAUCAACUCCACCAAAAGAAGAUUCAACAACAUCAUCAUCAACAACAACAACAACAACAACAACAGAAACAACAACAUUAUCAGAACAACCCGUGACAGUGCUCACACAGUCAUACACAUCGCCGGCACAAUCUGAAACAACGCAAAGUGCAACAACACCAGUGACAACAGUAACAACAGCCAGUUCGACGUCGCCGCAAACGGAACUGUUGGAAUUCACAGUGAAUGUUACUCUGUCGCCCACCGUACCAACAACAACAGAAUCUGUUGUUGCGGGAAAUACUACAGUAAACGAAACGGUUGCGAAUGAAGGACAAACUAGCAAUAUAACAGAAACAACAACAACAGUAACAACAACCACAGAAUCAUACAACAUGUCCAAUUAUAAAGACGUGUGCGGUCGUCGUAUGUGGCCGCAAGGCCGUAUCGUUGGAGGCGCCAAGUCUGGAUUCGGUCAGUGGCCGUGGCAAAUAUCCCUGAGGCAGUAUAGGACAUCAACGUAUUUGCAUAAGUGUGGGGCGGCGUUGUUGAACGAAAAUUGGGCAAUUACAGCCGCGCAUUGUGUGGAACACGUCCCCCCCUCAGAAUUGCUAGUCCGUCUUGGCGAGCACGAUUUGGCGAAUGAAGACGAGCCCUAUGGGUUCGCGGAGAGACGGGUACAGAUUAUAGCCAGCCACCCCCAUUUCGACCCAGCUACGUUUGAAUAUGACCUCGCUUUGUUGAGAUUCUACGAGCCAGUGACGUUCCAGCCAAACAUUCUGCCGGUGUGCGUGCCGGAUAAUGAUGACGAUUACGUUGGCAAAACCGCGUACGUCACUGGCUGGGGGCGACUGUACGACGAGGGUCCCCUCCCCAGCGUCCUGCAAGAGGUAGAGGUUCCAGUUAUAAACAACACCGCGUGUGAGGCGAUGUACCAGGCCGCGGGGUACAACGAGCACAUCCCCAAUAUAUUCAUAUGCGCUGGAUGGAAGAAGGGCGGCGCUGAUAGUUGUGAAGGCGACAGUGGCGGCCCCAUGGUGGUACAGCGCGAGCGCGACAGCCGCUUCGUGUUAGGCGGCGUCAUCUCGUGGGGCAUCGGCUGCGCGGAGCCCAACCAGCCCGGCGUCUACACGAGGAUAUCCGAGUUCAGGGACUGGAUCAAUCAGAUACUGCAGUUCUAGGUGCUGUUUGUGUGAAAAAGACCUUGGAAUAAUUGUGAUUUUGACAUUUGAUAGGUGGAUUUCUGGAAAGAUCGGUUAUUGAAAUUGGAAAAAUAUGUUUUGUUACGACCCAUAAGGAGUUUACUAACUGGAAUUAGUUGCAGAAAGAUUCAUGUGAAAUGAAAUUGACUUUCAUUUUUCUGAUUGCUCAAAAAUUGUAACUGAACUUGAAAAACAUCUUUAUAAUGACUGAAGAUGACAGAAUUUAAUAUGAUAUUCUCUAAAAUAUUUGUCGAAAAAUGUAUUAAUAUAUCAUAAUAUUCCCGAUAUUGUAAAAAAUAACUACGUUAGUUAUAACAUACGGCAGAUUACUUAUAUUUUAAUGUAUAAUGACUGACAUAAGAAAAGUCUUCAAUACUAUUAAAAAAAUAAUGUUUUUAAUCAAAAGUAGCGAAAACAGUAGCCGUUUGUUUGAUGUGACCGUCAUCAUUCGUGUUGUAUGUGAGUAAUAUUUCAUUAACAAUAAGGAGAAUUUCAUAAAUACGAUCCGUUUCUAUUAUUUUAUUGCUUAAAAUAUGGAAACACAGCUAAACGACAAACGAUUUUUUCUACAAAAAAUCUGUAACUUAAGUUAUUAAAGGAGAAAUGAACUUGGUCACCAAAUACAUAGUACUUAUUUAAAUUAAAAUGUUUUUGCUGGUCAAUUUCAUUUAUCUAUUUUAUACGUAUCGUAUAUACUUACCUACUUAUGAUUAUUAUUUUUGCAAUGCAAACGCCACGUUAUUAUUAAAAAAGACGAUUAUUUUAAACAUGGAAUGCUUUUUAAAAGAUUGAAUAAAGAAUGUAAACAGGCAUUUUUUUCGAAACGACGACGUAAUUAAUUUUAUUAGAUAAAUAAUAAAAAUAUGCAAAUAAUCGCCAAAAGAUAUUUGUAUAAAAAUUCUGAUAUCUUGUGUUCCAAUUUUUUAUAUUUAAGACAAGUAAUGUUAAAACUUGAGCCAAUACGUAUCCGUCCAUUGUAGUGUUAGAACUAUUGUAAAUAAUUUAUAUUUUCGUAAAAUGCAUUUAUUAUUUUUCUAUUUAUGACUAGCCAUAAUUUUAGG
This is a messenger RNA of Zerene cesonia (dogface butterfly), 4366 nucleotides long. RefSeq names its product serine proteinase stubble (gene Np). Gene Ontology annotation, biological process: proteolysis. Lineage: Eukaryota; Metazoa; Arthropoda; Insecta; Lepidoptera; Pieridae. The record is from RefSeq and is a predicted model, not a curated record. Gene Ontology annotation, molecular function: serine-type endopeptidase activity. The transcript is spliced from 10 exons. Bases 336 to 3284 code for a protein of 982 amino acids.